GUAGCCUACUUGGCUGAAGCUUUGAUCCAGUGGAAGAAGUAUUGAGGAGCAGGGAGGUUAAAGGUCACUUCAGGAUACAGCUGUUACUCUACACUAUCCCUAGAUAAUCCAGUAAUGAGAGAAAAUGUAUAGAAUAUUUAGGGCCCUAUAACAUCUCUAUCUAUAUAUAACAUCUGUAUAAAAUCCGUUUUCUUUUCUUUUUUUAACCUAAUUACAUUUUCUCAGUUUUUCCAGGUUUCUGAUGUCCCUGUUUUUCUGUUUUUCUCUCUAAAUCACACUGUUAAUAGAAAAACAACAACAUUGGAUGUUCUAAGUCCACAACAAUACUUAAACCACAUCAGGAGACCACUUUUGAAGUCUGAGAAAAAUCUAAGAAAUUUUCAUUUUUGUGUGUAGAUACCCUUUAAUUCAAGUGGCACUAGCAAGAGCCUUGCUUGGUUGGUGGUGUCUCUGUAGCACACAUGUGAUUGCAGAGACUGCUCAACAAAUCACAACAGGAUUGAUGCAAAUAAUCAUGAUAUCAUUCUGCCAGGUAGGCAUAGACUACUUUGUAGUUAACAUUUAAUUGACAAGGUUUGUGGGAAAACUUUUCCAUCAACCAGAAGAUGGUUGUCAUUAGCAUCAUCGCUAACAGCUACACAUAGUGGUAGACAAAUGCACUCAGACAGGGGCAUUUCCUGGCUGUUUCCUCUUCAGAAAGUUGAAGGAAAAUACAAAUCACUUAGGCUAAUUUAGACGACUUGCAGGAAGUGGGUUCAGAAUAACUAUGACAUAAAAAUGAAAACUCUUUAAUCUGUCACCUAAUCCUACCUAAUGGGCAGGUCAGCCCUGGAGUAAAGUAUUGGCUGUAAGAAGUAAGAGAAAACAUAACAUCUGUUUAUUCUUAUUUUUAUUACCUCUCAUGACAUUGCUUGCAAGAAUAAACAUUGUAAUUAAUAUUUUUCCAAUCUGCGUUACCCACUCCAGUCAGCAGAUGACGAUUUGAGUCUUUCAGGUGAUGCUGCUUGCGUGACGUAUAAUCUAGUGGACGGAACUGGAGGCUUCUUCAACAGCGACAAAAGGCUUCUGAUUCAAUCAACGUGGUGAUUUGCUAGCGAACCUAAAACCGAAACAUUGAAGCGCUUUAGACCAAUCUUGUGUAUAUUACUCUUAGUGUUUUGAAUAUAAUUCUGUUUACUUGUCUACUAGUUCAUUUAAACGUAAUUUGCUUGUUAAAUUAGCAAAUGUGUUAAAUUGAUACUGCACUAGGCUAAUCGACCGGAGUAUGAGUUCACUAAGCUCGACGGAGAAAGAAGCUCUGAUGAAAGGAGAGGAAGAAGCUUUCAGGAUGAAAAAGGAGGAAGGGGAAGCUAUCACAUUGAAAGAAGAAGAGGAUGAUAUUACAGUGAAAGAGGAAGAUGGGAGAGAGGUUGUCAAAGUGGAAGAGGAGGAGGUAGAAGCUUUCAGAAUCAAAAAGGAGGAAGAUGCCGUAACAUUACAAGAAGAGAAUGUAGUGAAAGAAGAGGAAGAACCUUUUGGAGUAAAAGAGGAAGAGGAGGAUAUCUCAAUUAAAGAGGAGGAAGACGUUUUCGGAGUGAAAUGGGAGGAGGCUCAAGAUCAGAUUACAAACAGAGAGAGACGUGACUAUCGUGGAUCCUCUGGGGAGCCUCAACAACAUCCUGAUGCUGACGAGUCAGAGAAGAAUCUCUCCAGAUCAGAACACCAGAUGGACAACGCUAGCCCUUCCUCUCUCCCGGAGUCCCCAUGUCGUGCCUCUCCCGGUAGCGCCUUACUGCUGGGUAUGAAGAGGUUGUCUGUGCUGCUGGUGGACUGCAGGAAAACAACGGGGCUGAGUGGAACUGUGAGAGGAGGAGAAGAGAAGAAAGGAUCAGAUUUGACACAUCAAAGAGGAAAACCAAACUUGGAGGAACCAAUGACUUCUAAACCAGCAAUACGACACCUCUGCUCCCAGAUUGGAAAGAGUUUUAAAAAGUUAGGAAGCCUGAAAAGACAUGAGAGGACACACACAGUGGAGAAGCCUUUCCAUUGCUCCCAUUGUGGAAAGAGUUUUAGCCACUUAGGAAAUCUGAAAGCUCAUGAGCGAACACACACAGGGGAGAGGCCUUUCCAUUGCUCCCAGUGUGGAAAGAGUUUUAGCCAUUCAGGAAGCCUAAAAGUUCAUGAGCGAAUACAUACAGGGGAUAAGUCAUACCAUUGCGCCCAGUGUGGUAAGAGUUUUAGCCAGUCAGGAAGCCUGAAGGAACAUAUGAGACUGCACACAGGGGAGAAGCCUUACUACUGCUCCCAUUGUGGAAAGAGUUUUACCCAUUUAGGUAGCAUGAAAGGACAUGAGAGGAUACACACAGGAGCGAAGCCACACCCUUGCUCCCGGUGUGGAAUGAGUUUUAAGCGGUUAGACGCCCUCAAAGCUCAUGAGCGAAUACACACAGGGCAGACACCAUACCAUUGUGCUCAGUGUGGAAAGAGUUUUAGCCAUUCAGGAAACCUGAAAGCCCAUGAGAAAAUUACACACAUUUGAGAAGCCAUACCAUUGCGCCCAGUGUGGAAAGAGUGUUAGCCUUUUAGAAAGCUUGAGAGUUCAUGAGCGAACACACACCGGGGAGAAGCCUUACCACUGCUCCCAGAGUUCAUAGCGUUUUACCUAUUUAGGAGGCCUGAAAGAACAAAUGAGACAGGGGAGAAUCCUUACAAAUGUUCAGACUGGGAAGACAUAUUACUCAUCACAGUCACUUACAAAACAUAUGAGAAUCUACACAGGAGAGAAUAAUUACUUAUCCUAGUGUGUAAACUUGUAAUUCACAUCACAUACACUUAAAAUUCUUCAGAGGGCAUACACACUGCUCCAAUUGUCUUAUGUUGUUGACUGAGAAUGUGUUUACUUGUUUUUACUAUAAGAAAUUCAAUUGUACACAGUCUACUCAAACAUAUAUUUGUAUGUUUUUAUUAGAAAACAAAUUGUAUAUGGAGUAUGUCAGUUUGAAUAUAGAGUAGAUCAGAUUCCAUGUGUUUAAAUGGUCCUUUUUUAAACUCUGUGUGUGUGUUUAUCUGGGUGUCUUUCCUCCAGCACUACAGAUAGUCAAGUGAUAUUUGGAUGUGAUGCAUUUGUUCCGUUGUUUACAUUUGCAAUGUUGGCCCACUGAUGAUUUAAUGAAAUGAAAAUGUUCACAGACUCUGUAAUGCAAAAUGUUAAUUGUAUGUGUCCACAUAUCUGAGUAUGUGACUUGUGGUGGAUGAAUCAGAAUUAGUUGGGUAACAUAGAUAAUUAAGAUGUCUUAUCUGCAUAAUAUGCUGAUGUGAUAUACUUGUUAUUAGAAUGUAUCCCUUCGGACUCUGGUGUUGGCAGUUGCACUUCUUCCCUCAGCUGGGGCUCAGUCACCUGGGGCCCAGAGAGGGGAGAGGUCAGGCUUGUCUUUCACAUGUCCCUGGUGCUAUGCAGAAUAUCAGGAAGGGAAGAGGACAGGAGGGAUCAUUGUCUUCAUAUGUGAAUGUAUCUGUUAAACUAUGUGAAGGGAUGGUGUGAUUAAUGGGGAACCACUUACUGGUUUCCACAAUGUCUGUGCGCAAGUCACUCCCUCCUUUGGCAUUGGGGGGAGGUGUAUGGCAGUGUCUGGAACCAUUGUAUGGCCUCUCCGAUGUUGCACUUAUCCUGGGAUAGUGUAUAACCUAGAGGCUCACUCCCCUCAGUGAGCUUGUCCAGGAGUGGGGUCAAGAAGGGGUUUUACUUGAGAUGGGAGUAUCUAGAGUUGACAAUUGAGUUAUGCCAUUGGAUGAGUUGGUGUUUUUGUGCAAUGAAGUACCAGGAACGAGAUUAGAACCUCGUCUUAGGGACCAAACUGAAUGAUGAAUUAUAGCGAAUGCUAUCUGGCUACGGGAUACUCCUUUCUCAUUAUAAAGUCUCACUUUGUAAACUGUUCCUAAUAUCUGUGGUUUAUGUCGACUAGGGGGUGGAUCUUUGCUAUAAAAGAUCUCAGUAGCCAUUGUGUUGCCACUCUCAACGGUUCAUUAGAAAUAGUGAGUUGUUGAAAGUCAUUGCAAAGAUCUUAUUAUUAAAGAUGUAGUUUAAGUAUAACUGACUGGUGUGUGAACUUUGUCUCUCCUCAUUUGGUAAUACAGCAAUUAACCACCACAGACUAACCUUGUGAAACUGACCUAUUAUAAUCUCCUGUUCCUGGGAGUAUCAUCCUGCGUUGCAAACCAGCUGCACCUGCGUCCUUGUAUGAAUAAUAUCCCUCCCAGGAACAGGAAACUAUUAAGAUAUGUGCCCAUCACCCAAUGCUUCAGGAAUUCAGACUGUCUACACUGCGCUGUGUAACUGUUAUUCUCUCUGAGCUCAGAAAUAAAGAAUCUUGGUUUGA
Salvelinus fontinalis (brook trout) is the source of this 4355-nucleotide messenger RNA. RefSeq names its product zinc finger protein 32-like. Bases 1265 to 2518 code for a protein of 417 amino acids. Gene Ontology annotation, molecular function: RNA polymerase II cis-regulatory region sequence-specific DNA binding; DNA-binding transcription factor activity. Lineage: Eukaryota; Metazoa; Chordata; Actinopteri; Salmoniformes; Salmonidae. The record is from RefSeq and is a predicted model, not a curated record. Gene Ontology annotation, biological process: regulation of transcription by RNA polymerase II. The transcript is spliced from 4 exons.